Panicum virgatum (switchgrass) is the source of this 2992-nucleotide messenger RNA. RefSeq lists its product as uncharacterized. The record is from RefSeq and is a predicted model, not a curated record. Lineage: Eukaryota; Viridiplantae; Streptophyta; Magnoliopsida; Poales; Poaceae. The transcript is spliced from 5 exons. Gene Ontology annotation, molecular function: protein dimerization activity; DNA binding. Bases 262 to 2538 code for a protein of 758 amino acids.
CCCUGCUCCCGCUCGCAGACGCGCGCCGAAGGGGAGCUUCACCCGCCGGCGUUGCUCCUCCCCGCCGGCGCUGCUCCUCCAAGCCGGCGCUGCUCCUCCCUCGUCGGCGCUGGUCGUCCUCGCGCGGCCUUGCUCCUCCAAGCCGGUGCUGCUCCUCCCCCGCCUGGAUCUCCUCCCCGCCGGUGCUGCCCGUCCUCGGCUCCUCGCCUGGAAGCUCCUCCCCGCCGGUGCUGCUCGCCUGCAGUCCUCCAAGGAUCAAGGAUGUCAUCAGAAACUGCAGCUGCACCUUCUGAAACUGAAGCAGCUAGAGCGAAUCUUCUAAAAAGAAAUUCAGAUGAUGUUGGAUGGGAAUAUGGUGUUCUUGUUGAUGCUAACAACAAAGACAAGGUGAAGUGUAAGUUCUGUGACAAGGAGAUGAGGGGAGGGAUUUAUAGGUUGAAGGAGCAUCUUGCCCAUGUUGGAAAGAAUGUGAAGAAAUGCACGUCUACAACACCGCAGGCUCUAGAGGCUAAAGAGAAGUGCAAGAAAGCAAUAGAGGCUGCAAAAAGGAAGAGGGAGGAGAAGACUGUUCGUGAGCUAGAACUUAGAGAGGAAGUGAAUGUAUCUAGGGUUGGAGAGGAGUCAGAAGAAGUCACUUGUGUUGGAAGCUCACAGCCUCACAAAUUAGGGCCAAUUGACAAAUGGACACGUGCUAUUGAUCCUACCAAGGCUGAUUCUUUCAAACAACAGCAGCUAAACAAGGAACUGUGGAAAGAAAGAGAGCAUGAGGUGCACAAGUUUAUUGCAAGAUGGGCCUAUAAUCGUGCAAUAUCUUUCAAUGCAUGUGACAAUGAUGAGUUCAAGCAAAUGUGUGAAGCAAUUGGACAAUUUGGACCCGGACUUACACCUCCAACUCAAGAUGCCUUUCGAGGUAGUUUGCUGGAAGAAGAAUAUGCAAGAACCAAGAGUUUGCUGCAGGAACGUGAAGCCGAGAAGAUGAAAAAUGGGUGCUCUAUUAUGACCGAUGCUUGGUCAGAUAGGAAGAGGAGAAGCAUAAUGAAUAUAUGCACUAAUUGUGCUGAUGGAACCUCCUUCAUCAGCUCAAAAGAGAUGUCAGAUGUGUCACACACAAGUGAAGUCAUUUUUGAAUUAGUGGACAAAGCAAUUGAAGACAUUGGUGAAGAAAAUGUGGUACAAGUAGUCACUGACAAUGCCUCUAACAACAUGGGAGCAAAGAAGCUAUUGCUUGUGAAGAGACCACAAAUAUUUUGGACCUCUUGUGCAGCUCACACAAUCAACUUGAUGCUCCAAGGAAUUGGCAACUUGCCUCGGUUCAAGAAAGUGAUUGACCAAGCAAAGUCAUUUACCAUAUUUGUGUAUGGCCACACAAGAACAUUGGAGUGCUUGAGAUACUUCACAGAGGGGAAAGAGCUAGUGAGGCCAGGAGUGACUAGGUUUGCUUCAUACUUUCUCACUUUGAACAGUAUGCAAGAGAAGAAGGACCAGUUAAGGAAGAUAGUGGUUCAUAGUAGGUGGGACUCAUUAAAGGAUGUGAAAUCAAAGAAAGUAAAAGAGGCCACAGCUACUAUAUUGAGUCCAACCUUUUGGAAGGAUGUGAAGCUAAUGUUGGCUGUUUUUGAGCCAUUGGUCAAAGUCCUCCGUUUGGUUGAUGGGGAUGUGAAGCCAUCCAUGGGUUUCCUUUAUGGAGAGCUACUAAAGGCAAAGAGAGAGGUCAAAGAGGCAUUUGGCAAUGUUGAGUCUCGAUUCAAAGAUUGUAUGGCUGUUAUUGAGAAGAAGAUGAAUGGAAGACUUGAUUCUUCAUUGCAUUUGACAGCUUUUUUGCUGAAUCCACACUAUAGCUAUGCUAACCCAUCAAUCUUUGAUGAGCCCAAAAUGAAUGAAGCCUUCAUAUCUUGUGUUGAGCAAUUUUAUUAUCAUGAUGAGGAGAAACAAGAACAGGCUGCCAACUUUGAAUUGAAAAAGUUUCAGAAUAGAGAAGGACUAUUUAGCAAGAAGCUUGCAAGAGCUUUUCAAAACUAUGAUUACAAUCCAGCAUCAUGGUGGCGGUUAUAUGGAACUGAAACACCAGCUUUACAGAAGAUGGCUACAAGGAUAUUAUCUUUGACAUCAAACUCUUCUGGUUGUGAAAGAAAUUGGAGUGGGUUUGAAGGGAUACACACUAAGAAGAGAAAUAGGCUGACUACAACCCGCCUCAACAAGUUGGUCUAUAUUCAGUUCAACAACAGGCUGAUGAAUAAGAGAGAAAAGAUUAAAUCAAAGAAAAUCACUGAUGUUCUUUUGUCUAGUGAUACAACUGAAGCUCAAGGUUUUCUCCAAGAGGGUGGAGAUGAUUGUGCACAAGUUGUCUUUAGAGAUGAGGAAGAUGAGGAUGAGAUGGAAGGUACAGGGAUACCUUGGUCUGUUAUUGGAGAAGCAGUGGGAGCAGAAGAACAGCUUGAGCCUCGUAGAAGUGCGAGAGUGAGAGAGCUCUAUGAAGGAGAAGAGUUUGAGUCUGAAGAAGAAGUGUUUGAUGAAGAUGAGGAUGAUACUUGGGAUUGAUAUUGAUGAGGAUACCUUGGUCUAUGUGACUGUGGGGAUACCUUGGUCUAUGUCACAUUGUCACUAUGUGACUGUGUAUCUUCUUUUGUUUGUGCUGUUAGAGACCUAAGAACUAUUUGCUUGUGUUGUCAUGAACUUGUAUUGCUGUCCUAUACUCCUAUCCACUUGUUUGUGCUUUGAAAUUUGCUAUUACUAGCUGCUGAUAUGGUCAAUUACUAGCAACUGAUAUGGUCAAUUGCUAGCUAGGAGGUGGCUGAAAUCAUUCAGAUAAGUGACAACUUACUGUUUUCUAUUUUUUGUAUCAACUGCUAGCUGUAUAUUGAAUAUUUAGUAUUUACCAGUUGUCAAAAUGUGUUGUAGGAGCUAGGAACAUGCAAGACUAAGCCACCAAGGAAUCAGGUAAGUGACCCUCUCUUUUUUUAUAUACUGUAACCUAUAGCUAUAGUCCAAUAUA